CGCAACUUGUCACAUGAUCCCCAGUGCAGUGCCAACGUGUUUGUCGAUUUUUGAGACAAAGAUCAAGAAGCGUGGAAGUCGACAAAAAUGAAGUUUUCACUUACUGUGCUGUUUUUUCCACUGUGCUUGUCCCAAGCUCUGAUCAGGGUUCCUCUACAUAAAAUGGACAGGACUAUUGAGAACCUCUGGGAGAUGGGUUUGACCCGCAGCGAUGUGAUCACCUCCAAGUUUGCUGGUGGAGAUGUUCCCGAGCCCCUCACUGACUACAUGGAUGCCCAGUACUAUGGAACUAUCAGCAUUGGAACCCCACCACAGAUGUUUAAUGUUGUCUUUGAUACUGGCUCCUCUAAUCUUUGGGUUCCCUCUGUCCACUGCAAGGGCAUUAACAUUGCAUGCCGGAUUCAUAGCCGCUAUGAUAGUAGCAAGUCGAGCACUUACGUCAAGAAUGGUACUGCAUUCGCAAUCCGAUAUGGUAGUGGAAGCUUAACUGGCUAUCUCAGUCAAGACACUGUCAGCGUAGGAGGAAUUUCAGUCAAAAGUCAAACAUUUGCUGAGGCUAUCGUUGAGCCAGGACUCGCCUUUGUUGCUGCCAAGUUUGACGGAAUAUUAGGUAUGGCAUUCAAGUCGAUCUCAGUGGAUUCAGUUCCGACGGUGUUCGACAACAUGGUUGCACAACAACUUGUGCCCAGUUCCAUAUUUGCCUUUUAUUUGAACAGAGAUGUCAAUGGGACGACUGGUGGUGAACUUCUACUCGGAGGUUCUGACCCAAAUCACUAUUCUGGAGCAUUGGUGUAUGUUCUCCUUUCAAAUGAAACAUACUGGGAGUUUAAGAUGGCAGGAGUGAAAGUGGGCGGGGUGACGUUUGCUUGCAAAGAUGGUUGUAAUGCGAUUACUGAUACCGGCACAUCACUUAUUGCUGGACCUGCUGCCGAAGUGCAGGCCCUAAAUGAGAAACUUGGAGCUACAAAAUUGCCAAUUAUAAAUGAGUAUGUGUUUGACUGCAGCAAACUUGACUCCCUGCCCGACAUUGCCUUUUCUAUUAAUGGUACUGACUUUUCGCUGACCGCAAAAGAAUACGUGCUAACGGUAUCUCAGGCGGGGCAGUCACUCUGCAUUAGCGGAUUCAUGGGUAUUGAUUUACCACCUCAAGUUGGCCCUCUCUGGAUUCUAGGAGAUGUAUUCAUUGGUAUCUACUACACUGAGUUUGACGCUGCUAACAAGAGAGUUGGAUUUGCUCGCUCCAAAUAGACUAAUGAUAAAAGAACUGCUAUAUAUACAUAACUGUUAUGAAAAAAUUUUGCUGUUUUAUCAUUUAUACAUGAGUGUAUAAUUUAUAACAACGAUGCUGUUUUUGAUUGUUAUAUCGUUUUAACGUGAA
This is a messenger RNA of Halichondria panicea, 1378 nucleotides long. Its product is annotated as cathepsin D-like. The record is from RefSeq and is a predicted model, not a curated record. Gene Ontology annotation, biological process: proteolysis. Bases 88 to 1248 code for a protein of 386 amino acids. The transcript is spliced from 9 exons. Gene Ontology annotation, molecular function: aspartic-type endopeptidase activity. Lineage: Eukaryota; Metazoa; Porifera; Demospongiae; Suberitida; Halichondriidae.